UUGAUUGAUUGAUUUAUUGAUCGAUUGCAGACCCGAGGUACCUGGAAAGAAGGAUGAGAGGAAGAGGAAGACGAACUACGACCAGGAGAUGGUCAGCAAGAAUGUCAAGUAUGAGGAUAGCAGUAAGGGAACAGAGCCAAUAGAUCUGGUAAUAUUAGGGAUUCCAUGGAAGGCAACGGAGGAGGAACUUAAAGAAUAUUUCUCCCAGUAUGGUGAGGUAGAUAUGCUGGAUAUAAAGUGUAAACCUAACGGAGAAUCCAAAGGAUAUGGUUUUGUCAAGUUCGUUUGUAAAGAACCUGAGGCUAAGGUAUUGAUGACCAAACACAGAAUCCUCGACAGAUGGUGUGAGGUCAAGAUCCCUGAAAGUAAGUCUGGUGGACAGAAGCAGGACACUAGAUCUUCCUGUAAGGUAAUGUUCACUGAUUUAGGGGUAUAUAUUCUCCUCAGAAAUACUAAACCCCACCUUCUUCAAAAAUAUAUUCCCCUCUUUUUUUUGUCAGAGAGUAUCAGUAAAGAAGAUUUGAAGGAUCAUUUUGAGAAUUUUGGAACAGUUACAGAUGUGUACAUUCCUCAGCCUUUCAGACGAUUUGCUUUUGUUCAGUUUUCCGAUUCCGAUGUUGCUCAUAGUUUGCUGGGGAUGGAACACGAUAUUAAGGGACACACUGUUAGUAUAGGAUCUGCUGUACAGAAACCUCACAAGGACAAUAAGGAGUCUGGUAGUGGUGGCGGUGAGUUCAGCGGGGGCGCUAACUACGGAGGAGGCGGAGGUCCUGGCUACAACAGCGGAGGCGCUGGAUAUGGUAGAGGGGGUGGUGGAGCCGGAUACGGCGGAGGUUCCUACAACAAGUUUGUAGAGAUGGCAGCUAGAUGGGCUCUCGAAGGGUACGGAAAUCCUGCCCUUGGAUAUGGUGGCGGAGGAGGCGGAAGCAGUGGCGGAGCUUGGAUGGGUGGUGGCGGAUUCUCUUCUGGAAAUAGCUGGGAUAAAUACAGAGGAGACCGAGGAGGCAAUUAGAUCGCAUGUAAGCCUUUAAUGAUAAUUUGCGAAGGUAAAGUAUAUUCUCCUUCUACUGCGCAAACCUGGUGUUUGUUUAGUGCGACAUAGUUUGUUAGUAAACAUUGUGUACUGCGCUAACAUCAGAAUAGUAAACAUUGUGUACUGCGCUAAUGUUUGUUCGAAAAAAAAGAGCGUCUACUGUACUGCAUUGUGAGAAGUUUUAACAGUGCUUUGUAUAACAGAUUGGUUUGUUUUAUUUGUAAACAUUUUGUACUGCACAAUCUGUAUUGUGUACUGCAGCGGUGUGUGUACAUGUACUGUUGAAUGUAGUGCCGUAUGUAUGUAACGUAAAACUUUUUUUUGUGCUACGAUUAUAUAUAUAUAUUUUGUUGCAAUUAGUAUCAAUUUGUUUUACACAUUUUCUGUGGUUUUUUGCUCUGUUCGCGGUUGUGUGUAAAAUGAAUUAGUUAAUUUGUAAAUAAACAUUACGUACUGCAGUUGUGUGUACUGUGCACUGUACGAGUGCGAGAAUUUCUAAAAUUCGUGUUUUUUGUUCUACGCUUAAUUAUUUAUUUUUUGCGGUUAGUUGCAUUGUUAGUAAACAUUGUCUUCUGCAGUGUUUGUGAAUAUUUUGCAGCAAUUCUGUGGAGAUCUUUAGAAGUAUGUAUGUAUGUUCUAAUGCUAAUAAAAAAGUGCGUUUUUGU
This is a messenger RNA of Eurytemora carolleeae, 1698 nucleotides long. Its product is annotated as TAR DNA-binding protein 43. The record is from RefSeq and is a predicted model, not a curated record. Gene Ontology annotation, molecular function: RNA binding. NCBI's taxonomy places the organism in Eukaryota, Metazoa, Arthropoda, Copepoda, Calanoida, Temoridae. The coding region runs from base 89 to 1012 and encodes 307 amino acids. Gene Ontology annotation, biological process: regulation of gene expression. Gene Ontology annotation, cellular component: nucleoplasm. The transcript has 13 exons.